Dreissena polymorpha is the source of this 459-nucleotide messenger RNA. RefSeq lists its product as uncharacterized. Gene Ontology annotation, biological process: transmembrane transport. Lineage: Eukaryota; Metazoa; Mollusca; Bivalvia; Myida; Dreissenidae. The record is from RefSeq and is a predicted model, not a curated record. The transcript is spliced from 4 exons. Gene Ontology annotation, cellular component: membrane. Bases 1 to 459 code for a protein of 152 amino acids.
AUGGGAAAUUCAGGCACAGUAGCACCCUUGAUUGAGGAAUUCAGGCACAGUGGCAGCCCUGAAUGGGAAAUUCAGGCACAGUGGCAGCCCUGUUUGGGAAAUUCAGGCACAGUGGCAGUCCUGAUUGGGGAAUUCAGCUACCAUAUCCCCAGAAUCCUCUCUGUUUGCAUUUUGAUGUUCGGCAUAUCCGGAUUGCUAACCAGUCUGCCAAACUUCCUCACGUCCAAUGGCAACGUAGCAACGCCUAGAAACGGCAGCGUCGCGCAGGCGCAAAAUCGCCUAUGCCUGUUGGAGAGGCAUGACAACACGACAUUUACAGAAAAAUGUGCGCUGGAAUCGGCCAGUGAGAUGUCACGUGAUCGAGACAGCCAAUGGGUGGUGAUCUUCAUCUCGUGCAUGAUGCUUAUACAGGGUGUUGCCAAGGCUCCGCGCUCCGCGUUAAGCAGUCUCUACAAUUGA